Erythranthe guttata (spotted monkey flower) is the source of this 1288-nucleotide messenger RNA. NCBI's taxonomy places the organism in Eukaryota, Viridiplantae, Streptophyta, Magnoliopsida, Lamiales, Phrymaceae. The record is from RefSeq and is a predicted model, not a curated record.
UAAGAAUAACAAAAUUGAUAAUGUUGGUGGUGGAAUAACUGCUGAUUUGAUCCAUGUAGAUUCUCCUCUUUCCCCUUUCUACGAUCCCUCGUUGACCCGAUUCCAGCGUGUCACAGACUCACUCCGUCACUCUCUCUUACGUCAUCGUUCGAUUCGGUCAAACGAUUUGAAAUCGUCAUCGCUGACGUCACCAGCACCCGAGGCAUCUCUCGCCCCUGUUUCGGGCUACUACCUCAUGAAAAUUCAAUUGGGGAAUCCACCAAUUGAUUUAUUAGGAAUUGCCGACACGGGCAGCGAUCUGACGUGGACGCAGUGCGCACCUUGCUCCGAUUGCUACAAGCAAAAAACCCCGAUUUUCGACCCCAAAAAGAGCAAAACGUACGACACCGUUUCGUGCAAAUCCCAAGAAUGCCAAUCGUUGAGGUACGAGCAUCCGUCUUGCGACAAUGCAACUGAUGGCUGUCAUUACGAAUUAACUUAUGCCGGUGGGUCCUACACCUCCGGAGACCUAGCGACGGAAACAUUGACGUUCGAUCAAAAUUUGUCGUUUCCUAAAGUCGCGUUUGGCUGUGGUCACCACAACUAUGGUGAUAAUCUCGGAACAUCCUCUGGGAUAGUCGGCCUCGGUGGGGGGCCGGUUUCGAUAAUCAGACAGUUAAAGAAAUAUUAUUCAAUCGACGCCAAAAUCUCUUAUUGUUUGCCGCCUCCUAAUUCCAACGUGUCGAGCAAGAUAAAUUUCGGGAGCAACGCAGUUGUUUCGGGGCCUAAAGUAAUGUCAACACCCUUAGUGAAGAGGGAGCAUGAUACAUUCCACUAUGUUACUUUCGAUGGAAUUAGUAUCGGAAAUAACAAGUUGUCGUUCAAAUCCAAAAAAACAGUAACGGUGGAAGAGGGGAAUAUGUUUAUCGACACCGGCAGCACAUAUACGUUCUUGUCGGAUCAAUUUUAUUUUAAAUUCCUAUUUGCAUUGGAGAAAGCACUAAAUGGUACUCCUACGGCUAAUCCAGAAGGAGGCUUCGAAGUAUGCUACGAAAAACCCGUAAACGGAAAAUUCAAUUCUCCGACAAUAACGUCACAUUUUAGAGGGGGCGUUGACUUGGUCUUGUCGCCGGAGGGCAUCUUUGUGGAGGCGAAUAAAGGAGUGGUUUGUUUGGCUAUUUUGCCAAGUUAUUCAACUGAUUUGUUGGUUUUUGGAAAUUCACAGAUGAUUAAUUAUCUGAUUGGAAUUGAUCUUGAGAAUCAAAAGGUUGAUUUCUUGCCAACUAACGAUUGCACCAACCCCAAUUAG